CUAUACAUGUAAUGGUGAUGUCUACCCAGCAACUGUGCAAAGCUAAGUGAGGGACACCAAAGCUCGUCCCUUUCUCGUCUCGCAGUUCCUGAGAAAGAGGAGAGAGAGGGAGAGGAUGGGCGCGGAGAACCCGCGAGAGCUCCCCAAGAUCGACUUCUCCGGCGUGGACCCGGCCAGCGCAGGCACCGAGAGAUGGAACUCGGUUCGAGCCCUGGUGAUAGAGGCCAUGGAGUCCCACGGUUGCUUCGAGGCCAUCUACCCCCAGGUCACCCCGGAGCUCCGGGAGUCCCUCUUCCGGAAUGCCGUGAAGGAGCUCUUCGCCCUCCCCAUCAACAUCAAGCACCGCAACAUCCAUCACAAGCCCUUCCACGGCUACCUCGGCGAGAUUCCCGCGCUCGACUACUACGAGAGUCUAGCCAUCGUAAACGCGCCGCUCCCGCAUGCCACCCAGAGCUUCGCCAAUCUCCUGUGGCCCGAGACUGGAAACCCCACCUUCUGUGAGACGGUGCUGUCGUUCUCGCAGAAGGUGGCGGAGUUGGAGGGGAUGGCGCGGAGGAUGCUGAUGGAGGGGCUGGGGGUGGACAAGUACUACGAGGAUCUAACAAAUUCCAUCUGGUAUUUGCUCCGGCUUGCCGAGUACCGGUGUCCGGCGCAGGGGGAGGAGAAGAAGCUGGGGUAUGUGCCUCACCGGGACACGAAUACCAUGAGCGUAGUGUGCCAGCUCCAGAAGGAUGGCCUGGAGGUCCAGGCCAAGGAUGGGGAAUGGACUCUGGCCUCGCCCUCCCCCAUCUCCUUCAUCGUCAUGGCCGGCAACGGUUUUCGGGCAUGGACCAACGACCGAGUGGGCGCGGCCUUGCAUCGCAUCCUGGUGGGAGGCGGUGUGACGAGAUACUCCGUCGUUCUUUUCUCGGUUCCAAAGGGAGAUUUCCGGGUCGAAGCCCCACCGGAGCUGGUGGAUGAGGACCACCCUCGUCUCUUUGAGCCCUACUACGAUGAUGAAUUCGUGCGCUUCUGUGUCUCGGAGGAGGGUACGAAAACGAUGGAUACGCUGGCUGCUUACACUGAGCUUGUCAAAGCAAGAAAGGCUGAGGCCUAAGAGUUCCUUCUCAUGUAAUGGAGAACCAGGUGGAGAUAGAUAUAUGCUUCUGCUGCUGCCUCCUUGGACAACCUAUAUGGUUUCUGUGUGCUGCUGGUGUAUUAUUAUGACGCCCUACUGGGUGUAUUCUAUGUGUAUUUGUGUGAUAUGGGGAAUGAUUUAGCCCCAGUUACGAUUGCAAUUAGAAUCGGUCCCCCUGGUGAUUACAUAUGCUGAAAUAUAUAUAUACGUGGGAAUGUUGCAUA
This is a messenger RNA of Elaeis guineensis (African oil palm), 1341 nucleotides long. Its product is annotated as probable 2-oxoglutarate-dependent dioxygenase AOP1. NCBI's taxonomy places the organism in Eukaryota, Viridiplantae, Streptophyta, Magnoliopsida, Arecales, Arecaceae. The record is from RefSeq and is a predicted model, not a curated record.